AUUAUUGUCAAAUAGUUUAUUGAUAAUUGUUGAUUUUAAUUAAUAAAUAAACAAUAUUAUUGUCUUCUAUAAUGUCCAUUCAAGUUGAAAACAAUUUAAAAGAUAGUAAUAAUUCAGAACAGGUAAAACAAAAAGCGCAUUACGUCCCAUGCAAGAUAGAAUCGGAUGGUAAUGCGAACGUAGAAAAAUAUUUCGAACCUUACGUUACAGAAAACGAGCAUGGAGAAUUAACUGGAACCUUUCGAGGACAUCAUCUCGAUGGUGUUAGAAUGAGUCUGCCUAAUGGAUACAGAGCUGUACUUGUUACUGAAGCUAAGAAACCAUUGGCCGAGGAUGCUGAUAGAAGAUUUCAGGUUGCUGGUGGUUUUAAAGAGUUUGUAUAUUGGAAUUGGGAUAAGAAACCAUCAAAGAAUGAUAACAUAGUUAAAGGUUUUGAAUGGAUGGACAUAGCUGACGCGAUACAUGGUGAUUGAAAAGGUAUGAAAUUGUAAGAUUUCAUUAACUAAGUAAAAUAAAUGUAAUUAUUGUAGAUAGCAUAGGUUUCUGAGACCACAAUCCUUUUU
Molecule: messenger RNA, 563 nt
Organism: Papilio machaon (common yellow swallowtail)
Lineage: Eukaryota; Metazoa; Arthropoda; Insecta; Lepidoptera; Papilionidae
Product: ribonuclease H2 subunit C
Exons: 4
Coding region: 72-473 (133 amino acids)
Biological process (GO): RNA catabolic process
Cellular component (GO): ribonuclease H2 complex
Source: RefSeq, a predicted model, not a curated record